Molecule: messenger RNA, 1043 nt
Organism: Laetiporus sulphureus 93-53
Lineage: Eukaryota; Fungi; Basidiomycota; Agaricomycetes; Polyporales; Laetiporaceae
Exons: 7
Coding region: 113-844 (243 amino acids)
Biological process (GO): tubulin complex assembly; cytoplasmic microtubule organization; post-chaperonin tubulin folding pathway
Cellular component (GO): microtubule plus-end; cytoplasm; nucleus
Molecular function (GO): microtubule plus-end binding; alpha-tubulin binding
Source: RefSeq, a predicted model, not a curated record
CUCAUCUAGCACCACCCGUCUCCCUCGGCCAUUGCCUACCAGUCAUUCCUCCACCCGUCCUUUCGCUUCUCGCUCUGAAAGAGUUGCUUGAAUUACAGGCACAUUUACGACCAUGCGCAUGACAAAGCCGAUCACAGUCACCGUCUUCGUCGUCUCGCCCGACACGCGCUCCGAGCGGCGCUUCGACCUGCACAUCACCGUCCAGCAGCUCAAGGAGAAGCUUGAGCUGAUUACGGGCAUCCCGGUGCAGAACCAGGCGAUUGCGGUGUUCAAUGUGGAGAGUGACGCGGAGCCGGUCGUCGUGCUGGAUGAUGAGAAUAGGCCGUUGGGGUUCUAUGGGCUGAAGGAUUGGCAGGUUCUGAAGAUCACGGAUACGAAUCCGUCUACGUCAUUUACGGGACAGCUCAGCGACGUCUCGCAAGUACAGAAGUUUGAGCUGAGCGAGAGCGAGUACGCGCAGCGGCAAGACACGGUCCUCGCAUACAAGCAGCGGCACAAGAUUGGGCGCUUCGCAGACAAGGAUAAGGAGGAGGACGAGGCGAGCGCGUCCGUGCCCGUGUCGCAGCUCAACAUCCCCGUCGGCGCGCGCUGCGAGGUCGAGUCGAACGAGGAGGGCUUGCAUAAGCGCGGGACGGUGCGUUUCGUGGGCCCGACUAAGUUUGCGCGGACGGGCGUGUGGGUGGGGAUCGAGUAUGAUGAGCCGAUUGGGAAGAAUGAUGGCUCGGUACAAGGCGAGCGGUACUUCACGUGUAAGCCGAAUUUUGGAGUGUUCGUUAGGCCGGAGAGGGUUACGGUUGGGGACUUCCCGGUUGAGGAUAUCAACUUUAAUGAUGAGGAGAUGUGACGGUCUGGUUGUUUUUCUUAGUGAAGGCCGCUCAUGGUAUGGUAUACCCGCAUAUUACGUUCGUGCUUCACUCGAUUACAUCCUGCGCGCAUAUCAGCGUGCAUUGCCCUCCUUGUGACUCAGACAGACUAUGUAGAAGCCCGCGUAAUCUGCAAAGGGAUCGUCACGGCCGUGGCGCGGGAGCAAUGAACAUCAUGAU